UUGUGAUAGAAGAGCCGCCCAUGCCAAAUUUGUCAUAAAAAGAUUUAUUAAUGAAGGAAGAGACGUCACUUCUGCACUUGAUAUGAAAAAGGCCCUAGAGAAAUUUGGACAGAAAACAUACAGAGUAAGAGUAGUUGACACCGUUUUAGAUCUGGAUGCAGAAAAACAUAAAGAGUCAAUAAAGAAUGUCUCCAAUUUCUACAACUUUAAUUUUGGAGAUGAUGGCCUGAGAAUGUGGCAGGCAUACAACAUUGGUGAAGGGAAAUUGGUGCAGUGGGAUUCCCUCAAGCCAUCUAAGAAUGCUGUGCAGUUAAAGGUCAUCAGUGAUUGGACUGACAUAGCAAUAUCAGAUUCCUAUGAAGAUCCAGUACCAGCAACAACAAAACACAAACAAAAUUUGAUAUGCCCUUUGGAGAACUGCAUCCGUGAAUUUAAAAAUAAAGAAACACUAGAUCAGCACAUCUUGCAAGGACAAUGUGAAUAUCAGUUAGAAAAAGAGGCAUUGUCUGACAAAAGCAAAAUUAUAUAUGCUAAGAAAUUAUCAAAUGCUCCUUUGUGUUGCCCAGAUAUGACUGCUGAAAAUGUUUUUGAAGAUGACAGUUUGGUCAAUAGGUGUUGUGGAUGGGCUUUGAAAUCAAAAAAGAAGAAAACAGUUUUCAAUCAAAAGCAGAAAGACUUUAUGAUUGAGAAAUUUCAAAUUGGCAAAAGAACUGGCAGUAAGGUUGAUGCCAACACAGCUUCUGAAGAAAUGAGGUCAGGUCACCUUGGAUUUUCUAAGGACGAAUUUUUAACAGGCCAACAGAUUGGAAGUUAUUUUUGUAGACUUGCUCAACAAGACAGAAAAUCAGACAGCAAUGACUACCGUGCUGCAGAUGAGGAAAACAGAAGAUCUAUUUUGAAAAAAGAGAUCACUAAAACUAUUGACAUUUAGUAACAAGAACUUUUGAGGGUUAUGUGCUUUAUUGGAAAUAGAUUUUUUUUUUACUUUUCUACUUCUAUACUUAUAUAUUAUCAUUAUUUUUUAACCUAAUAACUCGUCAUCAACAACAUAUUAGUGUGGCCUGCACAUUUUAUGUGAACCGACAUAUCAUGCAUAUAGGGAUCACUUUAGUCAUGGUCGAUGACGUCACACUUUUCCAUUUCCAAUUUCUCAGCUUCUACUGGAUGGAUAAUUAGAUAUUUGGUACAUGACUUUGACAUAGUCACUUGCAGCCCCUUUUCAGGUUCGUUGCUUAUCUACUUCCUGUUUAUUGAUCAACUUUGUAGUUUUUUAGGUGCUGCAUAAUGGAUAUUUCCGUUACAGUUUUCCAAGAUUCUUCUUUAGGGAAUACUUGGAUAUUUGGUACAUGGCUUUAACAUGUGGGUGCCCUUUUCAGGUGUCUGCAAUACCAACUUCCUGUUUUUCGAAUACUUUGAAAUUUUCACAUAACACUGGUCAUACAUGUAUAUAUGCAAAAAAUUACGUAAUAAUUGUAAAAGGUAGGCAACACACGUCUUGUCUUCCAUUCACAUCUAAGUUUAAGGUUUCUGGGUUAUGCCACUGCAAAUAAGUUGUCUUGGGAUUGGUUUUCUCCUUAAUUUGAUGUGCAAGCAUGUGAUUAUCUCAUCUGCAGGUCAUACCAAUUUGAACACACAUUUGACCCUUCUCUGUAACAGAGUUUUGCUUAUUUUUCAGUAACAGGGAAACAUUUGAAGAAUGAUGAACUUGUAUGCCUUUUUGAAAUUGUUUUCAGAUCAAUCAAUAUAUUUAUGAUAAUAUGUUAGCAUUCAAGAAUAGUUUGGUCACUAUGGUCUACAUUCUACAGGCUUACUUGACUUAUACUUUGAUAUUUGUUUGUAUAGUUAACAUGAUCAUGAUGAUAUGCUAAGUUUGAUGUCAAUAAUGGAAGUUAUUUUCAAAUAGGUUCUUUUAGUAAUUAUUGUGGGAUAAAGGUUACCGUAUGUAGCAACUACUAUCCAAACAGAUCUUUUUUUUAAGGAACAUGAAGUAUGGUUACUAAUAUGACUAUUUUCAAAUACUUAUUGUAUUUAGUAAGAGGAUGACAUUAAUAAUAGUAUAAGAGAAUUUUGUAGGCAAUAUGAAAAUAUUUUGGCGGGAAACCGAACUUCUCUAGAUUUUUCAUCAGUUAUAAUGGAUAUUUUCAUGAAUCUUUAAAGUCUUAUAAAAUUUUAAGAUAAUUUAUAGAAUGUUCUCAAACUAUCUUACUAAACUUGUUUUUAUGUUUCUAACAUAUACAUGAUAUAAAUGAAAGAUAAAGGGCUGAUGAGGGGAAAAAAUAUAUAUACCAUAGUUUAGAUGGAUAAACCCUGAGAAUUUUGAAUAAUUUGUCCAAAAUUAAAAAGUCACCAUCCUUAAACUAUCAGUAUAUGUCAUUGUUAUGUUAUUUUCACUUUAAGGGCUGAAUAUGCUCGUAUUUAUUUGUGUUUAUCAUGUAGUUUAAUGUGUCUGAUGAUCUUUUUCAAAAAUUUCAAAAAAUAAAAAA
Molecule: messenger RNA, 2483 nt
Organism: Mytilus californianus (California mussel)
Lineage: Eukaryota; Metazoa; Mollusca; Bivalvia; Mytilida; Mytilidae
Exons: 4
Coding region: 83-931 (282 amino acids)
Source: RefSeq, a predicted model, not a curated record